This is a messenger RNA of Brassicogethes aeneus, 945 nucleotides long. The record is from the annotation of a GenBank genome assembly. Lineage: Eukaryota; Metazoa; Arthropoda; Insecta; Coleoptera; Nitidulidae.
AUGGCAGAAGCAGCUAUAGAAGAAAGACCUCCAUUGAGGUUUUAUUGUCAUGUUUGCAAUGUGCAGUUUCAGAAUGCUUCAGCUAAUUUUACGUGUCCACAUUGCUCAGAUGGAUUCAUUGAGGAACUGCAGGAAAAUGCAGAGGGUACUGAAGACAUAGUUGAUGAGGACUGGGAGGAUGAGGAUAUGGACAGUAUUUUCGCUAGUUUUGUGCCCGAUCAAAGGGGCAGAACAAGGUCAUCAGAGGGUAUUCGACCCGGAAGAAGGUACGCAAACUCAACACGUGCCAGGAUAGUGAGGCCCAGGACACUAACUCGUCUGGCUUCGUCAAAUUUGCGUCAAAAUAACGUGCCUUUUGAACACCUACUGCAAGAUUUUAUAAUUAAUUUGGGCGUUGGGGUGAACAUAGGUAACAACAUGCAGUUGUUUUUGGGAAAUCCUGGUGAUUAUGCAUGGGGCAGAGAAGGAUUGGAUGCCAUCGUCACACAACUGUUAAACCAAAUGGACAGCACUGGUCCUCCACCAGUGUCCAAAGAGACCAUAGACGCAUUAACUGUGGUGGAGGUGACUGAAGAGCAGGUGCAGAGCAAGCUGCAGUGCUCUGUGUGUUGGGAGGAUUUUAGGCUGCGCGAGAAGGUUCGCCAGCUGCCGUGCUUGCACAUCUACCACGAGCCUUGCAUACGUCCCUGGCUCGAGCUGCACGGGACCUGCCCCAUCUGUCGACAGAAUUUGGUAAACGCUGACCAGCCCAACAACGACGGAAACGAAGACUCGGGAAACAGCGGAGAGAACCUUUGGAAUAUAAGACAACUGUACAGGCCGGCGACGCAUUUAAAUACGUUAUUUUCUAGUUCGAGUAGCAGUUCCUCUGACACGACAAGCAGCAGCGGAGGGAGUUCGGGUUCAACUCGAACAAGAUCACCCAGCGACUCUUCAAUGAUGUAA